AUGAAUAGAGAUUUAUAUGAAUGGGACCAUCGCGAAGUGUGCAAUUGGUUAGAUGAAACAGGGAAAUUUACACCAGAAACUAUCAAAACUUUUGAUUUUCACCAAAUAAGAGGGGAACAUUUGGAAGAACUAUUUAAUUUUAAACCAUUUUUACUAAAAAUGGGAAUUAGUAUGAAUAAUUGUUUAUCAUUUAUUGUAGAGUAUAAAAAACUAAAAUCAAAUGAAGGAGCUAUCAAAAAAAACAAUGUUACUCAAAAUUCUGAUUAUGAUGCCGUAAAAACAAGUAAUUACUUGACCAAUAAUAGUUUUGACUUAUCGAAGCCAAAUUUUUCCAUUAUGUACAAAUUGAUCAUUAAUAGUAAUAAAGAAAUUGGAAAAGAUAUUAAAAAAAAAUUAAAAAGUUCUAAAAUCGAAGAUACCCAAAUUUUGGAAAAUAAUGUAUUAAAUCAACUUAAAGAAAAAUGGGAUAUUGGAAAAUUGAAUAUGUCAAAUCUUAUCUUUGUUUAUGAAACUAAAGACUUUUCGUUAUUAGAAUUAGAUACAAUAGGUAAAAGAUUAAAUUUUCAAUAUGAAAUGUCAAUUCUUUUAAGAAAUCUUCACCCAUCAUCAAUGGUAUCUUAUCUAUUAGAAGACCCAAAUUUUUUAGAAAAGAAUGUUGUACAA
Dictyostelium purpureum is the source of this 663-nucleotide messenger RNA. RefSeq lists its product as uncharacterized. The annotation marks the transcript as partial. Lineage: Eukaryota; Evosea; Eumycetozoa; Dictyosteliales; Dictyosteliaceae. The record is from RefSeq and is a predicted model, not a curated record. The transcript has a single exon.